AAUAAAUAUCAUAUAAAGUUUAGAAUAUGCAAAUGUGUUGUAAUAUUGAUUAAAAUAAUCCGUUCGCCAGAAAUUGUAGCAUGUCAAUAUUGAAUAUAUUUCUGUUAUCUUUCUUCUGGUUUCAAUCCCAAUAUUGCUAUGCAAAUUAUUAUAACAUAACAUCAUCCCAGGCCUUAUCUCAAACACAAACUCUAGUCUCCUCUAACCAAAUUUUUGAGUUAGGCUUCUUCAAUCCAACUAAUUCUUCAAAUCACUAUGUGGGCAUCUGGUACAAGGGAACUUCACCCCUUGCUGUUGUAUGGGUGGCUAACAGAGAGAAUCCGCUAAAAAACGCAGACCAUGCUACGGCAAGUCUAACGAUUGGCAAUAAUGGAAAUCUGGAGCUUGUGAGUGGUAAGAACAAGUCUGUGACCUGGUCAACUAAUAUUCAUGUUCGAUCAAAUAGUUCAAUAGCAGCUCUUUCAGAUGAUGGUAACUUGGUUUUGAAAGAUGGCAUAUCAGGAGAAAGCUUGUGGCAGAGCUUCCAACAUCCAGGGAACACAUUCUUAGCUGGAGCAACGUUAGGUUAUAAUCUCAAAACUGGAGAGAAUUAUGUGUUGACCUCUUGGAAGAGUGACAGUGAUCCAUCACCUGGUAAUUUCACCAUGGGAAUCUCGACACAGGCACCGCCACAAGCUUUCAUUUGGAUCAAUGAAACAACGCCUCACUGGAGAAGUGGGCCGUGGGACAAAUCCAAGUUCAUUGGUGUACCUGAGAUGGGUAAUUUAUAUUCAAGUUCAAUUAAUCUUCAAAGUGACUUUGACAAGGGAACAACUUUUUUGUAUUUCACUAUGUUCAACAAAUCCAUUCUCGCAAAUAUGUUUGUUUCAUCGCAAGGUCUUUUGAAAAAUAUCUUCAAAGACAAUGCCGACGACACUUGGAAUACUGUCUGGGAGGGACCAAAAAGUCGAUGCGACUUAUAUGGAACUUGCGGGGCUUUUGGGGUAUGCAAAACAUUUGAAUCUCCAAUUUGCAAGUGUUUAAAUGGGUUUGUACCAAAAUCAUACCAAGAGUGGACGAGUGAAAAUUGGAGCGGAGGGUGCAAGAGAAGAACCAACUUACACUGCGAGAAAAACAAUAGUAGCCAAUCUUCAAAUGGAGGAAAACCCGAUGGAUUUUACAAGAUGAGUAUGCUAAAACUACCAGACUUGUAUACGUAUGUGAACAUUAAUGAAGCCAGUAAUUGCUACACAUGGUGCCUGAAUAAUUGUUCUUGCGUAGCUUAUGCUUAUGUGAAUGGAAUAGGCUGUUUGGUUUGGUCAGAAGGUCUUAUUGACAUUCAGGGCUUUUCCUAUGGAGGGAAGGAUCUUUUUAUUCGCCUUGCACAAAUCGAACAUGUUGGAGGACAGAAAACCAGGAAGAUUGUCAUCAUCCUCACAGUUAUUUCUGGUUGUGCCCUUCUUGUUGCUGUUGUUUUCAUAUUUCAAAGAUGGAGAACUAACCACACAACUGGAAUAGCAGGGCCCAUUAAGGAGAUCCUAAAGAAAUUUGGUUUGGCUAAGAUAGGUGAGGCUCUAGUACCCAAUCUUCAAAGUGCCAAACAACAAGAUCCAUCCGAGUUAAGUGUUUUGGAAUUGGAUAGCGUUUUAGCUGCUACAAACCAUUUCAACAUCACAAACAAACUCGGGCAAGGAGGGUUCGGUUCUGUUUACAAGGGAAAAUUACCAGAUGGAAGGGAAAUAGCAGUCAAAAGAUUGUCAAGUAGCUCGGGCCAAGGCAUAGAAGAGCUUAAGAAUGAGAUGAUUUUGAUCUCUAAACUUCAACACAGAAAUCUUGUCAAGCUCUUAGGUUGCUGCAUUGAAGAAGAAGAGAAGUUACUAAUUUAUGAGUUUAUGCCCAACAGAAGCUUGGACACUUUUAUCUUCGAUCCAAGUAAAAGUGCACAGAUCAGUUGGGCUACACGCUUUAAAAUUAUUCAUGGAGUUGCUAGAGGCCUUGUAUAUCUUCAUCGUGAUUCGUCUUUAAGGGUGAUACAUCGAGAUUUGAAAGUUAGCAAUAUUCUCUUAGACGAAAAUAUGAACCCAAAAAUUUCCGACUUCGGACUAGCACGGAUUUUUCAAGGGACAAUGGAUCAAGUAAACACUCGAAGGGUAGUCGGAACAUUAGGCUACAUGUCUCCAGAAUAUGCCAUGGGUGGGAUAUUUUCUGAAAAAUCUGAUGUAUUUAGCUUUGGUGUACUGCUAUUAGAGAUAAUCAGUGGGAAGAAGAAUUCCAACUUCUACUGCUAUGAGCAAGACCUAAGCCUUAUUGCUUAUGCAUGGCGACUGUGGAAUGAAAGUAGAGGACUAGACUUGGUUGAUGAAGCAGUGGCGGAGUCAUACUCUGCACCAGAAGCAAUAAGGUGCAUACAUAUUGGUUUGUUAUGUGUACAAGAUCACGCCGCUGAUAGACCAACCAUGCUGGAUGUGGUUUCCAUGUUGAUCAACGAAACAUAUCGUCCUCAACCUAAACAACCCUUCUUUACUUGCCAGCGUCAGCCACAAACCGGAAUUAGCUCCGCGAAUGAAGCCACCGUAUCAUUAUUUGAAGGCCGAUGAGUCACUCCUUCGUUUAAGGCCAAACUCUGGUCUCCUCCAACCAAAUUUUCGAGCUAGGCUUCUUUAGUCCCAAUAGCUCUGCAAAUACGUACGUGGGAAUCUGGUAUAAGAAAUUCUCACCCUUUACAGUUGUGUGGGUGGCAAACAGAGACAACCCCGUUACAGUUGCAGACUCUCCAUCAAGUCUAACGAUUGGUAGCAAUGGAAAUCUAGAGCUCUUGGAUAGAAACCGCAACUCUGUUUGGUCUACCAAUGUCAAAAUCCGAUCCAAUAAUAGCUCAGUGGCAAUUCUUUCUGAUUACGGAAGUUUAAUACUCAAAGAUGAUACACAGAGCUUAUGGAAGAGCUUUGAGCAUCCUGGGGACACAUUCUUACCAGGAGCAGAGUUGGGUCGUAAUGUCAAAACUGGGGAGAGUUUUGUGUUGACUUCGUGGAAUAGCAAUAGUGACCCUUCAGUUGGAGAUUUCACUUUUGGAGUUUCCAAAACGAAACCACCAGAAGUUGCCAUUUGGAUAAACGAAUCGAAGGUACUAUGGAGAAGUGGACCAUGGGCUAAAACUAAGUUCACGG
Molecule: messenger RNA, 3146 nt
Organism: Humulus lupulus (European hop)
Lineage: Eukaryota; Viridiplantae; Streptophyta; Magnoliopsida; Rosales; Cannabaceae
Product: G-type lectin S-receptor-like serine/threonine-protein kinase At1g61480
Exons: 8
Coding region: 81-2576 (831 amino acids)
Biological process (GO): recognition of pollen; protein phosphorylation
Molecular function (GO): ATP binding; protein serine/threonine kinase activity
Source: RefSeq, a predicted model, not a curated record